AUCAACAAUAACAACAAUAGUGGUGGCGACAAUAUUGGUAGUGAUGGUGAUGGUGUGCUGGCAGCGUCGGGUGACUCUCUGAAUAUGGAAAACGACUCCUUUUUGGAUCUUCUUAUUAAUUUGCAGGGUGCACGGAUGAAUGAUCAGAGAGCAGACUUUCCCGGUCUCAUUCGAACCACCUCAAUGCCAAAUUCACCUUCCACUAAUGCAGCCUCAAAUACGGACACUACGGUUGCUGUUUCCACCACUACGACAGUACACAGGAACACCUCUUCUUCCACGGUGGGGGAAACAACAUCACUGAUGACUGGUGCCGGUGGAGGCGUUAAUUUAGCCGCUCGUAUGCGCAGCGCCAGCGACGGCUUGGCGGAGGUAGACCAAACACCAUCAGUUGCCGACGAAUUGGCGCCCGGUGAUGAUUUCUUCGACAUGAUCUUCCGCCUUCAGCAAAAGACACGUAUUAACGAUCAACGCUCGGUGCUGCCAGCAGCUCUGCAAACUCAAAAUCACCAUCACCGCACUAAUUAUCGCAAUCGUCAUCAAGACUGUAACAGUAGUAAUAAUAACAAUGAGGAUGCGACUACCGCUGGUUGUCAUGAUGGCGGAGGUGGUGGAGUAACACCACAUAGACUGCUCCGCGUGUUGUCGGUGCCCGGCGGAAAGCGGCGUCGACGGGGAGGCGGGGGCACAGGGAACAGUGGCAAUAGUAGCUCAAAGGCGGCGGUGGCUUGA
Molecule: messenger RNA, 732 nt
Organism: Hydatigera taeniaeformis
Lineage: Eukaryota; Metazoa; Platyhelminthes; Cestoda; Cyclophyllidea; Taeniidae
Source: the annotation of a GenBank genome assembly